AUGGAUGAGAGGAUGGUAGAGGCUGCCCAAACAGGAGAUAUUAACCUCUUGUAUGAGUUGAUUCUGAAUGAUCCAUAUGUUUUAGAUCGUAUUGAUCCUGUGCCUUUUUCUCAUACUCCAUUGCAUGUAGCAGCUUCUGCUGGGCAUAUUGAGUUUAUGAUGGAGAUGAUUAAAUUAAAGCCAACGUUUGCAAGAAAGCUAAACCAAGCUGGGUUUAGCGCCAUGCACUUGGCUCUGCAGAAUGACAGAACUCAAGCAGUGCUUCGACUCCUCAGUGUCAAAGGGAGGGAGGACCUCACUCCUCUGCACCAUGUGGUUCAAACAGGAAAUGUUGAUCUUUUGGUCAAGUUACUUAAGGUUUGUCCUGAGGCUAUUGCAGAUGUGACUGUUCGAGAUGAGACGGUAUUCCAUCUUGCUGUGAAAAACGACAUGUUUGAAGCUUUCCAAGUCUUGGCAGAGCAAUCAUUGGUAACAACGGAAUUGAGCAACAGGAGAUUGAAAAAUGGAGAGGCUUACAUUGACAAGGGAGAGGUGAAACGGGAGAUUCCUAGGGUUUCAUUGCUGCUGCUGCUGGGGCAGGGAUUCUGA
Molecule: messenger RNA, 588 nt
Organism: Gossypium arboreum
Lineage: Eukaryota; Viridiplantae; Streptophyta; Magnoliopsida; Malvales; Malvaceae
Product: ankyrin repeat-containing protein BDA1-like
Exons: 3
Coding region: 1-588 (195 amino acids)
Molecular function (GO): protein binding
Source: RefSeq, a predicted model, not a curated record